This is a messenger RNA of Stylophora pistillata, 2576 nucleotides long. Its product is annotated as SEC14-like protein 2. NCBI's taxonomy places the organism in Eukaryota, Metazoa, Cnidaria, Anthozoa, Scleractinia, Pocilloporidae. Gene Ontology annotation, cellular component: cytoplasm. The record is from RefSeq and is a predicted model, not a curated record.
UUUGCUUCUUGUGAAACCAGUGUAUAAUUUUAGAAGGUAGAGGCCAUAAAUUAAUGAUCGUUAUAGCCAAAGAAGAGUAUUAUGAUGUUUCGUGGCGGUGUUUUUGAUCGCAUGUGAUCACCACACGUAAUUCAGAAGUCAAAAUCACGACGUUGUUGGUUCUUAGAGGAGCAUUGAUGUUACCAGGUGUACAUGUGUUCCCCAUUAUCGCCAAAGCUAAACGGGGAAACUGGACUGAAUGGGGAAGAACUUCUUCACUCCGAUAUUUAAUUUGAGGAAAUUAAUUUGAAGGUGAGCUGGAAUAGUCUAGUUUCCUCUCGAUCGAUUGGGAAUUUGCAAAUUUUCUUAGUUUCUCAUUUCUGACUUGGUCAAACAUAGUUUUUUGUUAUGCCCUCUUAUAAUUUCGUUUAGUAGCGUUAAAUGUGUCAAUUUAUUUUACUUCCUUUGUGUUAUGAAAAUUCCUUUCGCCCUCAGGUUUCUUAGUUGCCUUCUUGCGCAAUGACUUUCAAGGUGAUCCAUUUUUACUGAUCAGAACAAAAUCCACACGAUGGAGUUGUCAUUCGUUCAUUAUGAAUUUUUUUUUCAAAGUUAUUUCUAUCACGCGGCGCCGGAAGCUUCCUGAAUGGACGAUCUCACUCAAGAGCAGCAAGAGAUUUUAGACAAAGUUGGUUGAUAUGUAAACUUAACCAUCUAUAGCAGUACAACAUUAACAGUUGAGAUAUAGAUAAUGAGUGUAUUCAGUAUGAUGUAUUUGUAAGUUAUGGACCGAAAUGAUUUGGAACAUGAGGUUGUAAACAUGAGAAUUAUGCCUUAUAACAGACUAAAACAAAAUUAAUCCUGACCAUAGACAAUUUACAAAAUAGACUCCUCAUUGCCAUGCAUCUGUUUAAUAAUUAAUAGAUCACAGAUGAUGUCAAAAUUUGAUAAGAGCAAAAAGUAUCACAUGCGUUUCGGGUUUGUGUCAGUGAUAUUUGUCAUUCAAAUCAUGACGAUCACUUUUUGUUGAGAUGGCUGCGAGCAAGAGAUUUCAGUAUCGAAAAAGCAGAAUUCAUGCUAAGAGAGAGCAUGAAUGUUCGCAGGCAGAUGAAACUUGACACUUUGGUGGAAACCUACAUAGUUCCAGAAGUAUUGUCAAAAUAUUAUCCAGGAGGUUAUUUUGGUUUUGAUAAAGAAGGCACUCCAGUUUUCAUUGAUCCAAUUGGACAAAUUGACUUUAAAGGGUUGCUGUCAUCUGCGAAGAAAGAUGAAAUUAUCAGAUUCAAAGCCUACUUAGCUGAAUAUGCAAUGUUCCUAUGCAGAAAUCAAUCUUCCAGGCUCGAUAAACGUGUCGAUCAGGUUGUGAUGGUGAUGGACAUGGAGGGACUGGGACUAAAGCAUCUUUGGAAGCCAGGUGUCAUGCUUUUCAACAAGAUAACAGGAUUUUAUGAAGAUAACUACCCAGAAGUGAUGAAGAAUAUUCUUGUUAUUAAUGCACCCAGGAUAUUCCCAAUAGCAUAUGCUUUGGUAAAACCAUUUCUGAAUGAAGUGACGAGAAACAAAGUGAAAAUACUAGGAGUGGACUGGAAAACUGAGCUGCUUGAGUAUAUCAAUGAAGACAAUCUGCCAGAAUAUUAUGGAGGCACCUGCAGAGACCCUGAUGGUGAUCCAUUGUGGAGAUCAAAGAUAUGUUAUGGUGGUGAUGUACCAGAAUCAUAUUACCAUAAAGAUAAUAACAAAACUGAGAUUUGGACAAAUGAACAGUAUGAAGUUGGGUGUGUCAAGCGGGGAACUGCACUGAAACUAAACUUUGAAGUUGAAGUACCAGGCAGUGUUCUGAGUUGGCAGUACAAGUCUGUGGACCAUGAUAUUGGAUUUGGAGUCUUUUAUUCAGAGAAAGGCAGUAAACAUUCCAAAGAUUUGGAGGAGAAGAUUCCAACAGAAAGACGGAACUGUCACAUGAUUCCAGAGGAAGGUUCAAUUCUCUGUGAGAAACCAGGCAUUUAUAUUCUUCGUUUUGAUAACUCAUACAGUUGGACACGAAACAAAAAGAUUCUCUACAAUGUGGAAAUUCUCUAUCCGUUUAAGGAUUCAGACGAUCAUUUGGAUGUAUCUUGAUUGUCAUGCAGAAUUCCAACAUUCGCUUUAACGCUGUUUUUUAAAUCGGCAAUUUGCGUAAAAAUUUUACGGAUUUAAGUCAAACGUUCCGUGAAAAGUCACUCAGUUUUUGUCAUUCUUGUUCAAAUCUGUGUGAUUUAGAGGUAACAAUCAAUUACCCGUUUUUAUGCGAGAGCAAACCCGGCCGAGUUGAUUUCGACAACAUUUGAAAAUUUCAAGAAGGCAGUUGACUUAUACCAUUUGUGCGUAAUAUUUUUAUUUAUUUAUUUAUUUGUAGAAAGAGAUUAUAAAUUUACAAAGUUUUAGUAUCAAUUUAAGAGACUAUCAGUUGUUCUGGUUGUAGUUACUUAUAUGAAAAAAAAUAACUUUCUUUAAACCAUUUAUCGAGGUACUAAGGUAGCUCGUUUCAUCAUUUAUUCAUUGUGAGGUGUAAUUUUUAGAAAGGCAACUUUUAAUAAAAGUAGCCUGAACGAUGAAUUUGA